UGAAUAUAGAGAGAACAUGGGGAAUAGGUUCUGUGAAGUACACAAGUACUAAAUCUGACUAUUCACUUCUCUACCUCUGUCUUUUCUUCUUCCUACCAUCCUCCUGUCUCUUUCUACUUCUCCCCCUUCACCCUUGCAUCUACAAAAUGUUGACCAAAAAUAAUACUGGAUCAGGUAGAAAUUGUCUGGACACCUUUUUAGCUGAAUGGUCAAGUUUGACACAUUCAUCCUAUCCGACAAUAACUUACUCUGUACCACCCAUCCGUCAAGAUGCCAUCUAUCACGCUCCACAACGGACCGCGAGGAGGAGGAGGAGGAGUCGACGCUGAUGACAGCGAUCUCAUCACGUUCACCCCCCAAGACCAUGCCGACGUCCUACGCUGUCCCUGCUUCAGCUUCGCUGGCAAUGACCGGCCAGUAUCCGCCCCGCACAUUCCGAAGAUUACAGGAUUGUAAUCAAGCUAUCGGGGCCCUUCAGGAAUCGUUUACACCAGCAGGAUGCAGAUCACUGCGCAGGGCUUCUGUUCGAUUGACCUACUUUCCGGAUAUUGAAACCCUGCUGAUCAAGGUUCCAACGGCUGCACAUGCGACGGCUCAUAGGUGUUUUACCGACGAGGCCGUUGUUAGUUUGGCGGCUAUGGGUAUUAGCCUUGCUGAGCGUGUAUGUACAGGAGCAACCACAUACGCCGCGCCCUCACAUUCCGAGAAGGAACCAGACACUUCCUACAAAAAUAGCCUCCUGAGACCCCUCGACACUGACUGGCCCCAUUUCGUGAUCGAAAGUGGGGUUCCCGAGUCGCUGCCUCGACUGCGCCAGGACGUGAACUGGUGGAUUGGCAACCCGGGCGGCAGGGUCCUCCUAGUAUUGCUUCUGAAGGUUUCCCGUGCGGAGAAGAAACUCACGGUCGAGAAGUACUUUCCAAAGCCCAGGCAGGGUCCAAGCACCAGGGCGCAGGCCGCGGCCGGCGACCCGGACUUUGUGCCACGACUUAUCUCUACUACAGUCGUCAAUAUGAAGAACAGCGCCCCCCCUCCAUUCAGGGGCCCUCGGGGGUCCUCGAGUUUAGCAGGGUGA
Messenger RNA from Aspergillus ochraceoroseus IBT 24754, 1075 nucleotides. RefSeq lists its product as uncharacterized. The record is from RefSeq and is a predicted model, not a curated record. Bases 206 to 1075 code for a protein of 289 amino acids. NCBI's taxonomy places the organism in Eukaryota, Fungi, Ascomycota, Eurotiomycetes, Eurotiales, Aspergillaceae. The transcript has 3 exons.